AUGCGUCCCGACGCUAUCUCCGUUCUCGCAGCCUUCCUCGCUGUAGGCGGCCUUGAGCUCGUCGCAGCUCAAGAUGCCCCCGAAGCGCACGUUCAGCGACCCCGUUGGUACUUCCCGCAGGAAGUCAAGCGAACGAUUCGCAGAAACGCUGAGCCUGAACCUGGUUCGAUUAUCGACAGCGUAUUCGACAACUUGAUUCCUACCCAGGUUUCUUCAUCCACGGCUACUCCCACCCCCGAACCCUCAGUCGCCGCUCAGCCGCAGAAAGGACAGGAAGUGGUUGUUGUGACUAUCUCGAUCGAUCCCAAGAACCCCGAGAUCACCCACCGCAUUACUGGUACUACGACCAUUGGCGGGGAACCGACUGGUACCACUACUACGACUACGCAGAAGACAGAGGGUUCGAGCACCGAGAACACCAGUAAGAAGAGCUCGGAGGCCGCAUCUACCGAUGCGGGCACCACGAGCAAGCAAGGCUCGGUGGUCGACUCAUCAGCCAAGGCUUCGACCCCUGCUUCGACUACAACCUCUAGUGAUGGACUCCUUGGUGAUUUAGGCUCAGGUGUGGGCAACCUUCUCGGAGGUGAUUCCACAUCCUCGACGGCGACCACAUCUUCGGCUGCGACUCCUGCCUCCGACUCAUCAGCCAAGGCUUCGACUCCUGCUUCGACUGCAACUUCUAGUGAUGGACUCCUUGGUGAUUUAGGCUCGGGUGUGGGCAACCUUCUCGGAGGUGAUUCCACAUCCUCGACGGCGAUCACAUCUUCGGCUGCUGCUAUGUCCUCGGCUGCGACUCCUGCCUCUGACUCAGCGGCCAAGGUAACUUCGCCUGCUUCAUCUACUUCUGCUGCAUCCUCCAGCGACGGUCUCAUUGGUGACCUGAACUCAGGAUUGGGUGGCCUUCUCGGCGAGUCAACAACCAACAGCUCCGUUUCUGCACCCACUGGCUCUAGCGCGAACAAGAUCAGCAGCGCGGCCUCCAGCACGACAAGCUCGGGAUCUGAUCUCUCUGACCUUUUGGGCCUGGGUGACAAGUCUUCCACUGACAACAGCACAAGUAAUCCUAUGUCCUCGGACGCUUCUAGUUUGCCUAUUAUCCCAAUCAGCGUGCCUGCUUCGGCUACUAGCUUACCAUCAACCGUCCCCACCCCCGCUGGCACUACAACUUCUGGCGAUUUCGUCGGCAGUCUCGUGUCAGGCGUGGAUUCGCUGCUUGGUGUUACCUCUACUGGUACUGGUAGCACUGCUUUGAUUCCGACUGCGUCUGUGCCAAACGGUAGUCUUCUGCCGUCCAAGUCGACUGGUCUCAUUCCUGGCCAGGGAGGUACCAACACCGGCGCCAUCCCCACUCCGACCAAGUCCCUGCCAUCAGUUCCCGUCCCACACUCGCCCGGCUCUGAUUCUACGUCUACUUCUGGAUCCGAAAAUGUCUCUGGUUCUAACACCGCCUCGGCUCCUUUGUUGGGCACUACCACCGCCUCUGUUCCCGGUAGUGGCUCUCACGAGAGCUCCAAGGUGCCCAACCCCACCUCUCACCCAGUUUCCACCCCUCUUACCUCGUCGACUUCGACGAGCGAAGAAGCGAGCACGACCAAGACCACUGUGGAGCCUCAGACCCCGACCGAGACGCCUACGCCCUCGACCUCCAACGACAACGACUGGAUGCCAUCGACCAUCCUUAUAGUGCCUACCGCCACUGCCACGGAGAGCUCGACCUCCGGUGAGACUGCGAAGCCCACGGCACCACCAUCGCUCCCUGGGUCUAUCACCCCAUCGAACGAGGUCACGGAGCCCCCAUCUGACUCCAUCUUGCUUCAGCUUGGUUUCAACAGCCAGCUGCCUUGGUCAUUUGUUGCAACCACUCCCUUGUCGUCGUCGCAGAUCUUCAACUACACCCCUCAGGCUAUUGAGAACGCUUUGCCAACCCUCUCUGCUAAGGACGGCCCAGUUAUGUUCGCUAUUGAGCCUUACUAUAACUGGCAGUCCACGGGCUACAACGCCACCCUUGCUAUCUUCUACUUCCCUCGUGACAAGGUCGAUGCCCUGAAAGCGCUUAAGGUUAACCCCAACUCUGCUCUCUACAACCAGGAUAGUGAAUCUAUCCAGUCAUUGAUGACAAUGGUUGACCCUACAAUUCCCCUCGAGUUCUCUGGAAACUACCCUAGUGGUGACAGCGAUCCAACUGGCGCUAACAACCGCGACGGUAGCGAUGAUGGCCCGGACAGUGGCAACAACGACAACACCGAUGGCUCUGCCGGCAGCUCCAAGGCUAAGGCUAGCUCUGUUGGAAUCGGAGUCGGUGUUGUAGCCGGUGCUGCCGCUUACGGUGCGGGUAUGUUCUGGGUUGCCCGCCGCUACCGCAAGAGAAAGCAGUUGCACCAGCGCUCUAGCUCGACCGUUGAGCAGAUGAGCCAGGGAGGUUCCGCUGCUGGUUCAAUGUUUGCUGCCGGUGGCCGCGCCCCCAGCCAUGGUAGCCGUGGAACUGCUCGUUCACAGAUGAUUAGCGCUCCCGUUAUGGCGGAAAACUCUUUGGGAUGGAACUAG
Penicillium egyptiacum is the source of this 2544-nucleotide messenger RNA. NCBI's taxonomy places the organism in Eukaryota, Fungi, Ascomycota, Eurotiomycetes, Eurotiales, Aspergillaceae. The record is from the annotation of a GenBank genome assembly.